AUGGAUUUGGGUGAAAGAUUUGGUAGAGCUAUUAAGGUGGAUGAAACUACAUUGAAGAGAGAAGUUGGCUACUAUGCUAGUGUUCUUGUGGAAGUGGAUUUAUCAAUAUAUAUUCCGAAUCAAUUUUUAUUAAAAACAAAGUACGGUAGUUUUAGUCAAGAAGUUCAAAUUCCUCAAACACCCAAGUUUUGUAACCAUUAUAAGGUGGUAGGGCAUUUGGUCACUGAAUGUAGAUCAAACAAAAGUAACUUUCAGUCUGGAAAGGAGCAAGUAGUAAAGGAAAAGAGACAAUGGAAGCCUAAAGUGAGAAUUCCAAGUACAAGUGGUUUUGAUAUCUUUUUCACAAAUGAAGAAAAAUCAAUGCAACAGCAGGUUGAUGAUCUUAUUUUUAGUGAAGAUGAAAUGAUGGAUGUUAUUGUACCUCCAAUAUUGCAUCCAGGGGAGAAUUUAGAUGGUCUUAUGGACAAGCAAUUUACUCUUGAUAUUCAAAAGGAUUUUCCAUUAUUAUCUGAUGAAAAAUUACUUAAUGUAGCUUCAGUUAAUUUUUGGGUCCUUUUAUUAAAGAGCCAGGGAAAGUAG
This is a messenger RNA of Papaver somniferum (opium poppy), 579 nucleotides long. RefSeq lists its product as uncharacterized. The record is from RefSeq and is a predicted model, not a curated record. The coding region runs from base 1 to 579 and encodes 192 amino acids. The transcript has a single exon. NCBI's taxonomy places the organism in Eukaryota, Viridiplantae, Streptophyta, Magnoliopsida, Ranunculales, Papaveraceae.